Lasiosphaeria miniovina is the source of this 1800-nucleotide messenger RNA. Its product is annotated as WD40-repeat-containing domain protein. The record is from RefSeq and is a predicted model, not a curated record. Lineage: Eukaryota; Fungi; Ascomycota; Sordariomycetes; Sordariales; Lasiosphaeriaceae. Gene Ontology annotation, biological process: positive regulation of ubiquitin protein ligase activity; anaphase-promoting complex-dependent catabolic process; positive regulation of anaphase-promoting complex-dependent catabolic process. Gene Ontology annotation, cellular component: anaphase-promoting complex. The transcript is spliced from 2 exons. Gene Ontology annotation, molecular function: anaphase-promoting complex binding; protein binding; ubiquitin ligase activator activity. Bases 1 to 1800 code for a protein of 599 amino acids.
AUGGCUACCCUAUCAGUAGCCACCCCCCUAAAGUCCCAUGCGGGCCUCUUCUCUUCUCGUACCGCUGGCGGACGGAUGCCCUUGACCCCUUCUCCCCGUCAGCGCUCCAUCCCCGUCAACUUGAACUCGUCGCCGUUUACGCCAGACAAGUCGUGCAAUGACGGCCAGCGGGUCGCGUCCCGUUCCAUCUACGGAAACAACCUCAAUGCCCACUUGGCGAAGUCCUCAACCAAGGGCCACCGCGACUCUCCCAAGUCCAACAUCGCUCGUGGUGUCUCAACCCCGCGCAAAGCCCUCGAGCUCGGUGUCUCGGACUUCACUCUCACCGGUACCGGCAUCCACAACAAGACCCCCUCCAGUGCCAAGGCAAAGAAGGCGGCCCCUCUCAGACAGAAGGCCACCAAGACAUCUCUCACGUACGCUGCCGACCGCUUCAUUCCCAACCGCGGUGCGAGCUCAGCCAUUGCCAAUGUCGGCUCUGGAAAGCCAGACUUUCAGGAAAAGCAGCGACCAAGAACCGGCCACGGCGAUGCCUCGUCGCUCCUUGCGUCGGCCACUGACGACGCCAUCGCCGCGCUCGAGGGGCUGAACCUCGACGACGACGAAUCGGCUCCGUACUCGCGUCCGUCGCCAAACAGCGUGGCGUACCAGGACUCGCUCGCCAGCGCAUGCGGCGUCAACCUCAACACCCGCAUCCUGCAGUUCAAGCCCGCGCCGCCCGAGUCUUCCAAGCCCAUCGACUUGCGGCAGCAGUACAAUCGCCCGCUCAAGGCGGCCAGCGCAGCUUCGGCACAGGCUAGGCGGCGCGUUGCGACGGCGCCGGAACGUGUCUUGGACGCGCCCGGCCUCAUCGAUGACUACUACCUCAACCUCCUCGACUGGAGCUCGGGCAACCAAGUGGCCAUCGGCCUGGAGCGCAACGUCUAUGUCUGGUCGGCCGACGAAGGCACCGUCAGCAGCCUCCUCGAGACCAGCCCGGAUACUUACGUCAGCAGCGUCAAGUGGUCAGGCGACGGAGCGUACGUCGGCGUCGGGCUCGGCACAGGCGAGGUGCAGAUCUGGGACGUUGCCGAGGGCACCAAGGUGCGCAGCAUGUUCGGACACGAUACGCGGGUCGGCGUCAUGGGGUGGAACAAGCACCUCCUUUCGACGGGAGCGCGGAGCGGCCUCGUGUACAACCACGACGUGCGCAUCGCCGAGCACAAGGUGGCUGAGCUGGUGUCGCACACAUCCGAGGUGUGCGGGCUCGAGUGGCGUUCGGACGGCGCGCAGCUAGCGACGGGCGGCAACGACAACCUCGUGUCCAUCUGGGACGCGCGAUCGCUCGCGGUGCCCAAGUUCACUAAGACCAACCACAAGGCGGCCGUCAAGGCGCUCUCGUGGUGCCCGUGGAACAUGAACCUGCUCGCGACGGGCGGCGGCUCGUACGACCGCCACAUCCACUUCUGGAACACGACGUCGGGCGCCCGCGUCAACAGCAUCGACACGGGCUCGCAGGUCACCAGCCUCCGCUGGAGCCCCCACUACCGCGAGAUUGUCAGCUCGAGCGGCUUCCCCGACAACUCGCUCAGCAUCUGGAGCUAUCCCACCCUGGUCCGCAACGUCGAGAUCCCCGCCCACGAGAGCCGCGUGCUGCACAGCUGCCUCAGCCCCGACGGCCAGAUGCUGGCCACAGCUGCCGCCGAUGAGAGCUUGAAGUUCUGGAAGCUCUUUGAGAAGAAGGCAGGCGCCAGCUCCGCAGUUGGAGGCGUCAGUUCGUCUAGCAAGGCCGAGAUGACCAAGCAGAUGACCAUCCGCUAG